AUGUUCAGGCUACGGAUGAAAUUUGUCAAUCGAAGUUUGGUGUCUAUUCCGCAAUCCGGAACAUUUGCCGAGGUUUGCCGCUUCAUUGCCCAAUCUGACCCAGAUGUUUUCGGAAAUUUUCUUUCGAACAAAGAUAGUCGGAAAUGGAAGAAUAAGAAGGUUCUUUCUGCAGAAGUUGCCAGAAUGCAGCUUGUUGCGUCACGCGAUCCAAACCGAUUUGGCACCUUACAGAGCGUCGAGGCAAAGCCUGCCGAUGCUUAUCAAGAAAUCCGGAUGCAGAAUGCCGAGGAUGAAGAUGAUGCGAUGGAAUUCAAGCCUUACGUAGUUCGCCGACAUUCUCAGUUUUGGUUCGCGCAGAAAUGUCGCCAGCUGGCUGCAGAAGGAAAACUAAGUUUGUUUCCCAAGAAGACGAAGUUGCCAGUUUUCGACUGGGCACUAAGAUACUCUCCAGUUCGUCUUGUUAGGCUGACCUAUGUCGCUUCGUCAUGCCAAGAAGCCAGAGUAUUUCAGCCGGACGACGUCAAGGUAGCAGGACUAGUUUUAGAAGUACCUUCGCUAUGGUCAGAUGGUGAUCCGAUCAACUGCAGGAAUCACGCAUGA
This is a messenger RNA of Soboliphyme baturini, 600 nucleotides long. The record is from the annotation of a GenBank genome assembly. NCBI's taxonomy places the organism in Eukaryota, Metazoa, Nematoda, Enoplea, Dioctophymatida, Soboliphymatidae.